Zootoca vivipara (common lizard) is the source of this 2022-nucleotide messenger RNA. It is a transcript of the gene LRIT3, whose product is annotated as leucine rich repeat, Ig-like and transmembrane domains 3. The record is from RefSeq and is a predicted model, not a curated record. Lineage: Eukaryota; Metazoa; Chordata; Lepidosauria; Squamata; Lacertidae. Gene Ontology annotation, molecular function: protein binding.
UAUCAAUUGUCUUGGAAGGAAGUCAUGUAUCUGAUUGCUGCUGUCUGCAUUGUGAUGAGCUUUUUGGAAGAAGUGGAUAGUUUCUGUCCGUCUCAGUGCACUUGCAUCUAUCAUGGAAGAGGGGAUGACACUGGAACAAGGUCUGUGCUGUGCAAUGAUCCUGAUAUGUUUGAGAUACCUGUAAACGUUCCAGUGGAUACAGUGAAACUCCGGAUAGAAAAGACUGUCAUACGAAAGAUCCCGACUGAAGCCUUCUACUACCUGGUGGAUCUCAAAUACCUGUGGCUUACCUACAACUCUAUAGCAAACAUCGACACGAGCAGCUUCUAUAAUUUAAAACUGUUGCAUGAAUUGCGCCUGGAUGGGAAUUUGCUGUCGAGUUUCCCUUGGGAAUCUUUGGCUGAGAUGCCUAACCUCCGAACACUUGACUUACACAACAACCUAAUGACCAGUAUUCCUGCUGAGGCCAGCAAAUAUCUGAGGAAUCUCACUUACCUGGACAUAUCUAGCAACAAAUUAACCUCUCUGCCAUCAGACAUUUUGGAUAUCUUGCUUCCUUUUUCUGAAACAGGAUUGCCCAGAAACACAGAACCCAGGAAUGCAGACUCCAUAAUACAGAGGGUCAUAUUAGGCUUGCAGGACAACCCAUGGUAUUGUGACUGUCGGAUUUCCAAGCUAAUUGAAUUUUCCAAAAUUGUGGAUACCGCCAUUUUGCUUCUGGACCCUUUUGUGGCUUGCAGUGGUCCUGAGAGCCUGGCUGGGAUUUUGUUCCAAAGAGCAGAGCUGGAACAGUGCUUGAAACCAUCCGUCAUGACUUCGGCUACAAAGAUCACCUCGCCCCUGGGAAGCAACGUCCUUCUGCGCUGUGAUGCAACUGGCUAUCCCACCCCACAACUCACCUGGGUUAGAUCAGACAAUGUGCCAGUGAACUAUACAGUUAUUCAAGAAAGUCCCGGUGAAGGUGUAAGAUGGUCCAUCAUCAGCUUGACAGGCAUUUCCUACAAGGAUGCAGGCGACUACAGAUGCAAGGCCAAAAAUUUGGCUGGAAUGUCCGAAGCUGCUGUUACAGUCACUGUUGUUGGUGUUGUCACCACAACUGUUUCUCCGCAAAAGUACGGGAAAAAGACUGGAGCAGAGCAGCAAAACACCACCCAGGAAGUGGUCAAACAAGAAUCCUUGAAUACAACCACCGCUUCUCCUUCAACAUUGCCUACGAGCACUUCUCCUCCUACAACAACAACAGUGGCUACCAGUGAAAGGCCUACAACUGACAGAAGCAGUGACAAAAAACCACCCAAGUCGAUGCCAGAUGGAAGAAAGAACUCCAAAUCAAUUACAAAUGGAGGCAAGAAACAACCAGGUGAUGUUAGCAAGAAGGAUGACGGGACAUCCCUCAGCGCAGCAGCAGGAGCUGAAAAAAAUGGUGCAGUAAAAAACCUAAGAGUAAUUCCUGAAACUGACGACAGGGUGACCUUAACGUGGAAAACUGCCAAUGUCACAAGCAACUCUUCUUUGACUGUGUUGUACUCAAAGUAUGGGGAGAAAGACAUGCUGCCCCUGAGCAGAGACCCCUCGAAAAACAAAGUCACCAUAGAUGGUUUAGAACCCAGCACACAAUAUAUGGCCUGUGUUGUUCCCAAAGGGACCCCACCUACGAAGGACCAGUGCAUCAUUUUCUCCACUGAUGGAAUUACCGUGGAACGUGAUUAUCCGAUUCCCAUUUUGCUGGUGGCUGGUGGGGUGGCCUGUGCCGUUGUCUUACCGCUGAUAUUUUUCUUACUGUAUAAAGUCUUAAUGCUUCACAGGAAACCCAAACCCGUCAGGGAAGAUGACCUUGAAAAAGAGACUUACGUCAAAUUUGAAACCCUUUCCCUCAAACCGCGUUCCGUGGUGGCAGGUGGGGAGCUUUGGGCUCGGCGGAACACCGAUGACUCAGAAAGACUACUGCUGUGUUCUAGGUCAAGUAUGGAUUCUCAGAUGACCUUCAAAAGUGAAGGGUCAAGGUCAGAGUACCUCUGUUGA